AAACCACUACCAUCAGUGAAGUUUUUGAUCAAUAUGAAUUAAAAAGUAUAAUAAUUACAAAACUUUGGAUAAUUGUAGCCUAUAUAAAUAUAUAAAACUUCGAUAAGUUACUUGUGUUGUCUAUACUUACUUUCUUACCAGAAAAGCUGAUAAAAUAAUAAAAAAAAGAUGCUGAAAAGACAGAAAACAAAGUGAGUAAUGAAAAUUAUUUUCUAUAAUUAAUAAAAAAAGUUUAUCUUUCUGAACUUGUGUCUCAAUCAUCAAACCUUUGCUCUUACUGAUAAUGUCACCACAGGGUAAUAGGCCAUAUUGCAGACAGAAACAUAUGCAGAGAGAGGGAGAGACAAGCACAGAAAGAAGGAGAGAGAGUGAGGGGUGUACUUUGUUUAUGACAGAACAAUCUGUCAGAUAACGCAUCCCUCAUAAUGGUUCAAAGUCCAGACCUACCCCAUUCAAUGAAACACACUGGCAUAGUUCACAGAGACAUUACACAUCUCCCAGUUGUGGAAUACGUGGCCCACAUCUGAGCUGCGUGUAUGACUGCUUAGGCCAGAAGAGAGAGAUGGACAUCCUGGAGACAAGUGCCUAUGACCGCAAACAACGCAGAAACACGUGGUGUGUACUGUUUCUUCACCUCCUCCCUUUUUUUGCAUCCUGCACAAUAUACUUCUAUUUGUGGAUCCCAGACUCCGCCCCCUCUCUUCUAGCGGCUGGCAUAAAGGCCGCUCCAAUCCUAUCGCUGGUCUUUCUGGCGUUCAGCUAUAAUGGGGGACGGAGUCUCAUGGGUGUGGCCGGAGGGUUGCUGCUCUCAGCGGGUGGAGAUGUUUGCCUUAUUUGGCCAGAACUUUUUAUCCAUGGAAUGGGCUGUUUUGCUCUGGCCCACUUGCUUUACUCUGUCACCUUCCUGUCCUCACGAUAUUCUGCAACAUCUUCGUCUUACUCAUUCUUUUUCCUCUACCUCGUCCUGUGGUUGAUCGGUGGUGGACUUUAUGUUUACCUGGUGCCCUUCCUACGGCUUGAUCCAGAAGCUGACGUCCUCGUCCCAGCCAUAGGGGGUUAUGUGCUGCUCAUUGUCAUCAUGGCGACACUGGCUGCUCGUACACGGCGGCCGCUCAUCCUGCUGGGCAGCCUGGUCUUCAUGGCUUCUGACCUUACAAUUGCACUGACAAAGUUCAAUGUCAUUGAUAUAGAACACGAAAGGCACAUUAUUAUGACAACAUACUACCUGGCACAGCUGAUGAUUGCACUGGGUGACGUGAAGGCAGUGCUGGAGGAGGAUGCUGAUGAUAUCCACAAGUGGAAGAGAUCAUAAAACUACUGUGAACUCAGGAUAUUGGUUCAAACACUACAUUGUGCAUCAUCAUCACUGAAAAGGGUUGAUUGUGGCAUAAAAUGAGGCACAUUUGGAUAAACUUGUGUCUGUUUUGCAGUAAAUGCACAACUACUGUGUGGACAUGACUUAUAUCCCUAAAUAUCAGAAAUAUUAUACAGUCUGACCUAACAACUGAGACUUCUAGUUUCUCUAAAGCAGCUGUAAACUUAUCACAAAAGACUCUGUGCUAAUAUGAACUGAUUUUAUUAAAUUUAAAUGUAUUAAA
Megalobrama amblycephala (Wuchang bream) is the source of this 1598-nucleotide messenger RNA. RefSeq names its product transmembrane protein 86B (gene tmem86b). The record is from RefSeq and is a predicted model, not a curated record. The transcript has 3 exons. Bases 563 to 1312 code for a protein of 249 amino acids. Lineage: Eukaryota; Metazoa; Chordata; Actinopteri; Cypriniformes; Xenocyprididae. Gene Ontology annotation, cellular component: membrane.